This is a messenger RNA of Brachypodium distachyon (stiff brome), 3278 nucleotides long. RefSeq names its product pentatricopeptide repeat-containing protein At3g63370, chloroplastic. Gene Ontology annotation, molecular function: zinc ion binding; RNA binding; protein binding. The coding region runs from base 41 to 2902 and encodes 953 amino acids. Lineage: Eukaryota; Viridiplantae; Streptophyta; Magnoliopsida; Poales; Poaceae. The record is from RefSeq and is a predicted model, not a curated record. Gene Ontology annotation, biological process: RNA modification. The transcript has a single exon.
UUCCUCCAACCACUCGGAAAUAGACAGUCUUGACACUGGCAUGAGCGUUCGGCUCCAAAGAGCCUGCAAGCCCCCCGCCAUGGCCACCGCCGUGUUAUCCUUCCCGCCAAACCCCUACAAGAAAUUCUCAACGACUCCACCCUCCAUCUCGCCUCCCGACCCCACCUCCCUGAAGCAGCUAUGCAAGGAAGGCAACCUCCGGCAAGCCCUUCGUCUGCUCACCUCCCAGACGCCCGGGCGCUCCCCUCCCCAGGAGCACUAUGGCUGGGUCCUCGACCUCGUCGCGGCCAAGAAGGCGGUCGCGCAGGGCGUUCAGGUCCACGCACAUGCCGUGGCCACCGGUUCUUUGGAGGGCGACGAUGGGUUCCUCGCGACCAAGCUGCUGUUCAUGUAUGGCAAGUGCGGGCGGGUCGCAGACGCCCGUCUCCUGUUCGAUGGAAUGUCUUCCCGGACAGUCUUCUCCUGGAACGCGCUCAUCGGGGCGUACCUGUCGUCUGGGAGUGCUUGCGAAGCCUUGGGCGUCUACCGGGCGAUGCGGUUGUCUGCAGCGUCAGGGGUGGCACCUGAUGGGUGCACGCUUGCAUCGGUGCUCAAGGCGAGCGGGGUGGAGGGCGAUGGGCGUUGCGGGUGUGAGGUGCACGGACUGGCAGUGAAGCACGGGCUUGAUAGGAGCACCUUUGUGGCCAAUGCGCUCAUAGCGAUGUAUGCCAAGUGUGGCAUUCUAGAUUCUGCAAUGCGGGUGUUUGAGUUGAUGCAUGACGGGAGGGAUGUCGCGUCGUGGAAUUCAAUGAUAUCAGGUUGUCUGCAGAACGGGAUGUUCUUGCAAGCUCUGGACUUGUUUCGAGGUAUGCAGAGGGCUGUUUUAAGUAUGAAUUCUUACACAACCGUUGGGGUGCUACAGGUCUGUACUGAGCUAGCUCAGCUGAAUCUUGGCAGGGAGCUACAUGCAGCACUUCUGAAGUCUGGCAGUGAGGUUAACAUCCAGUGCAAUGCUUUGCUUGUUAUGUACACAAAAUGUGGCCGUGUGGAUAGUGCUCUUAGAGUAUUCCGUGAGAUUGAUGAGAAAGACUACAUAUCAUGGAACUCGAUGCUGUCAUGUUAUGUGCAAAACGGUUUAUAUGCCGAGGCCAUUGAAUUUAUCAGUGAAAUGCUUCGAGGUGGUUUUCAGCCUGACCAUGCUUGUAUUGUGAGCUUGUCUUCUGCAGUAGGCCACUUGGGCUGGUUACUUAAUGGUAAAGAGGUUCAUGCAUAUGCUAUAAAGCAGAGGCUCGAUUCCGAUACACAGGUUGGAAAUACAUUGAUGGACAUGUACAUGAAGUGCCGUUACAUAGAGUACUCUGCACAUGUAUUUGAUAGGAUGAGGAUUAAAGACCACAUAUCAUGGACUACAAUUAUUACUUGCUAUGCUCAGAGUUCUCGGCAUAUUGAGGCACUGGAAAUAUUCAGAGAAGCGCAGAAAGAGGGGAUCAAGGUUGAUCCCAUGAUGAUUGGAAGCAUUUUAGAAGCAUGCAGUGGUUUAGAAACCAUUUUGCUGGCAAAGCAAUUGCAUUGUUAUGCUAUUAGAAAUGGCUUGCUUGAUUUGGUAGUGAAGAACAGAAUUAUCGAUAUAUAUGGUGAGUGUGGGGAGGUUUACCAUUCACUUAAAAUGUUUGAAACAGUAGAGCAAAAGGACAUUGUUACAUGGACUAGUAUGAUAAACUGUUAUGCAAACAGCGGUCUGUUAAAUGAAGCCCUGGUCUUGUUUGCAGAGAUGCAAAGUACAGAUGUUCAACCUGAUUCUGUAGCACUAGUAAGUAUUCUUGGGGCCAUUGGUGGUUUGUCAUCCUUGGCCAAAGGAAAGGAAGUUCAUGGCUUUCUCAUCAGAAGGAAUUUUCACAUGGAAGAGGCAAUAGUUAGUUCCCUCGUGGACAUGUAUUCUGGUUGCGGAAGCCUUAGCGGAGCUCUCAAAGUAUUCAAUGCAGUGAAAUGUAAAGACAUGGUUCUAUGGACAGCGAUGAUUAAUGCUACUGGGAUGCAUGGUCAUGGCAAACAAGCCAUAGACCUUUUCAAGAGAAUGCUACAAACUGGUGUUACUCCUGAUCAUGUUUCGUUUCUUGCUCUGCUAUAUGCCUGUAGCCAUUCAAAGCUUGUUAACGAGGGCAAAUGUUAUCUAGAUAUGAUGAUGAGCACGUACAGGUUAGAACCAUGGCAGGAACACUAUGCCUGUGUGGUUGAUCUUCUUGGCCGGUCAGGCCAGACUGAAGAGGCCUAUGAAUUCAUCAAGUCUAUGCCUUUGAAACCAAAAUCUGUGGUGUGGUGUUCGCUCCUUGGGGCAUGUCGCGUACACAAGAACCAUGAGCUUGCUGUGGUUGCAGCCAAUAGGCUUCUUGAGUUGGAACCAGAUAACCCAGGUAAUUAUGUCCUUGUAUCAAAUGUUUUCGCUGAGAUGGGCAAGUGGAACAAUGCCAAGGAGGUCAGAGCCAGAAUUUCAGAACGUGGGUUGAGAAAAGACCCUGCCUGCAGCUGGAUUGAAAUUGGAAACAAUGUCCACACUUUCACCACAAGAGAUAAUUCACACAGAGAUGCGGAGAGAAUCAAUCUCAAACUCGCUGAAAUCACUGAAAGACUGAGAAAGGAAGGCGGAUACACCGAGGACACAAGGUCUGUUCUGCACGAUGUGAGCGAAGAAGAGAAGGUUGAUGUGCUGCACAGGCACAGUGAGAGGCUUGCAAUAUCGUUUGGUUUGAUUAACACCCGUCCAGGUAUGCCUUUAAGGAUAGCCAAGAACCUCAGGGUGUGCGGCGACUGCCAUGAGUUCACCAAGCUAGUGUCCAAGCUGUUCGACAGGGAUAUCGUGGUCCGAGACGCCAACAGAUUCCACCAUUUCAGUGGAGGAUCUUGUUCUUGUGGCGACUUCUGGUGAACGAUUCUCUUGUUUUCUGAAACUUACUAUAGAAAUUAUAUUGCUUGUUCAUAAACAUGUGAGAUUCUGAAUCAAGUGUUGCGUGGGAGAAGGGUUACUUGCAUUUUCAGAGGUUGUUCGAGCGUGAUUACGAGCAUAACUUCAGACUACGAAGUCUAUAGCUGAAAACCGAAGUGCAGGCACAGCUAACAGCCAUGGCAGCUUGUCGCAUUGGAGAGGCAACAGGUAGGGCUCCCGCCUCCCGAACUUGCCAUGCCGAUACCUUUGGCGUUGGUUGGACCGACGAGCGCGGAUUAUCUUUGCUCUCCUCUGUGUUGGUGAUCGAGUUCUUUGUGUCGUAAUAAUCUUUACCAUUAGUGCUAUAUUUACCCGUUUA